AAGGUGGCUGAUAUCACUGUCAUCGCCCUGUACUUUGCCCUAAACAUGGCUGUGGGCAUAUGGUCUUCUUGUCAGGCCAGCAGGAACACAGUGAGAGGCUACUUCCUGGCGGGACGGGACAUGACCUGGUGGCCGAUUGGGGCUUCCCUCUUUGCCAGCAGUGAGGGAUCUGGUCUCUUCAUCGGGCUGGCAGGCUCGGGUGCGGCUGGAGGCCUGGCAGUGGCAGGCUUUGAAUGGAAUGCCACAUAUGUGCUGCUGGCUUUGGCGUGGGUGUUUGUACCUAUCUACGUCUCCUCAGAGAUUGUCACCAUGCCAGAGUACAUCCAGAAGCGCUAUGGAGGCCAGAGGAUACGCAUGUACCUGUGCGUCCUGUCCCUGCUGUUGUCUGUCUUCACUAAGAUAUCGAUUGACCUGUAUGCAGGGGCGCUCUUCGUGCACAUCUGCCUAGGCUGGAACUUCUACUUGUCUACUACGCUCAUGCUUGCUGUCACUGCCCUCUACACCAUUGCAGGAGGCCUGGCUGCAGUGAUCUACACAGAUGCCCUACAGACGUUCAUUAUGGUGGUGGGGGCCAUCAUCCUUAUGGUCAAAGCCUUUAACCAGAUAGGUGGUUAUGAGCAAUUGGAGGCUGCCUAUGCCCAGGCCAUCCCAGCCAAGACGAUCGCCAAUGCUACCUGCCACCUGCCACGAGCAGACGCCAUGCACAUGUUCCGAGAUCCAUACACAGCAGACCUCCCAUGGACCGGGAUGACCUUUGGUCUGACCAUCAUGGCCACCUGGUACUGGUGCACUGACCAGGUUAUUGUGCAGCGGUCACUGUCUGCCCGGGAUCUGAACCAUGCAAAGGCCGGCUCCAUCCUUGCUAGCUACCUCAAGAUGCUCCCCAUGGGCCUGAUCAUCAUGCCUGGCAUGAUCAGCCGUGCACUGUACCCAGGCCUUCAUGUUGUUGUAGGGAGGCAUGGUGUGGCAGUGCUGCCUCAGUCUUCCUCUCUUGCAGAUGACGUGGGCUGUGUGGUGCCCUCUGAGUGCCUGCGGGCCUGUGGGGCUGAGAUUGGCUGCUCCAACAUCGCCUACCCCAAGCUGGUCAUAGAACUAAUGCCCACAGGUCUCCGUGGACUGAUGAUUGCAGUCAUGAUGGCAGCUCUUAUGUCCUCUCUGACCUCCAUCUUCAAUAGCAGCAGCACGCUCUUCACCAUGGACAUCUGGCGCCAUCUGAGGCCCCGCGCUGGCGAGCGGGAGUUGCUGCUGGUGGGCCGGCUGGUCAUUGUGGUUCUCAUUGGCGUGAGCGUGGCCUGGAUCCCCAUCCUGCAGGGUUCUAACAGUGGGCAGCUGUUCAUCUACAUGCAGUCAGUGACCAGCUCACUAGCACCCCCUGUGACGGCAGUCUUUGUCCUGGGCAUCUUCUGGCAGCGUGCCAAUGAACAGGGGGCCUUCUGGGGCCUGAUAGUGGGGCUAAUUGUGGGCGCUGGACGGUUAGUCCUGGAGUUCUUGCACCCAGCACCUCCGUGCGGCACCCCGGAGACGCGGCCAGCUCUGCUUGUCAGCAUCCACUACCUGCACUUUGCUGUGGCCCUCUUUGGACUCAGCAGUGCUGUGGUGGUGCUGGUGAGCCUGCUGACAGCAGCUCCUCAGGGAGCUCAGAUUGAGAAUCUUACUUGGUGGACCCUGUCUCAGCCCCUGCCCUUGGAAGCCAAAGCAGGUAAUGGCUCAGUGUCACAGAAGUAUGCUUUCUGGGCCAGAGUUUGUGGCUUCAAUGCCAUUCUCCUCAUGUGCGUCAACAUCUUCUUCUAUGCCUACUUUGCCUGA
This is a messenger RNA of Elephantulus edwardii (Cape elephant shrew), 1806 nucleotides long. It is a transcript of the gene SLC5A10, whose product is annotated as solute carrier family 5 (sodium/sugar cotransporter), member 10. Gene Ontology annotation, molecular function: D-glucose:sodium symporter activity. The record is from RefSeq and is a predicted model, not a curated record. The transcript has 16 exons. NCBI's taxonomy places the organism in Eukaryota, Metazoa, Chordata, Mammalia, Macroscelidea, Macroscelididae. Bases 46 to 1806 code for a protein of 586 amino acids. Gene Ontology annotation, biological process: transmembrane transport. Gene Ontology annotation, cellular component: plasma membrane.